Messenger RNA from Macrobrachium nipponense, 2171 nucleotides. RefSeq names its product cell adhesion molecule 1-like. The record is from RefSeq and is a predicted model, not a curated record. NCBI's taxonomy places the organism in Eukaryota, Metazoa, Arthropoda, Malacostraca, Decapoda, Palaemonidae. The transcript is spliced from 10 exons. The coding region runs from base 565 to 1671 and encodes 368 amino acids.
GUCAGCAGCUAUUAGCUCCUUACGGCUCUCGGCUCGACUGCAGCAGAAGUCCGUAGUUUCGUUCGAAGACCGGAGAGCUGAUCCCAGCCGACCAGCCAGCCAGCCAGCCAGCCUGGCCCAGAGUAUAACCCGGACCACCACACACUCACUCAGUGUGGUUAUCCACGUCGUAAGAGAAGGUUGUGGAACGUUCGAUCGCGCCUUGGCCGUUCGUGAAUCGUGCUUGACCCCUGACUGGAUUUAUACAAACCCGGGGGAUUUUGCUUCGACAGUGGCCUGACAUCGCGGUUCAAAAUGAGAGGGAAAAGGGGACAGUUGCAGUCGAGUUCGUGAUGUAAUGAUUUCCGUUUUCCAUUAAAAAUUUUAAGAGGAUUUUGAGAUUUUUUGUUGUCUCGAGUGAAAACCAUUCUAAUACUUGUUUUCUGUUUUUGAGAUUGCAAAUGGAAUAACAGACCGGUCCUUAUUACUUUAGAGAAUUAGUGCAGACAAAGUAUGACUGCUACUUAAAUUGCCCAUUGUGAAAAGGUGAAUAUUAGUUAGCGUAUUUUACAAGUCCUUGAAAAAAUGUAUGGAAAUUGGAAACCAGUGUUUUCGACCAGGAAGGAGUACCUGCUACUUCUGGUACUGGGCCUCUUCUCACUUCUACCAGCGGCCUCACAAGGCCUCGAAAUCGUGGAGAUCAAGGGCCCCAGCUACGUGGUGAAUGGAUCGAAGUCUCAGCUUGUCCUCGACUGCCAGUAUGACUUGAAGGACAAUGACAAAGAGGGUAUGGUGGUCAAAUGGUACUACAACAGGCAGCCCUUCCCUGUCUACCAGUGGAUCCCCAACAAUGUGCCUCAGGACCUUGGAAUCCUGAAAGGUCGACUCAACCUGAACUACCAGGUGUCAACCGACGUCUACUCCAAGCACCGAGCCCUGGCCAUCCUCAACCCGACGACGGAGCUCACGGGGGAGUACACCUGCUGGAUCUCCUCCUUCAGCAGUGAGGACUUCGAGAGGAAACAGCUCAUCGUGUACGCGCCAGCGGUGGACAUGUCCAUGACUUACAUCAAACCGAGCGACGACAGCGUGAUAGUAUCCUGUCGUGCAGGAGGCAUCUACCCUGCGCCCAACAUCGCUUUGUACAGAAGCUCAUCGAAUGCCAGAAUAGCCAUAGAAGGAGCUAAGAUUGAAACGCUCCACUUCCCCGACCUUCGCUACUAUAACAUCAGCAUCGAGCACGAGGUCUUCGACUACGAGUUGGUCUCGGAGACCAUGUUCGACUGCGUCCUAACUAUCCCGGGGACCGAUUACGAGGUCCACGAAGAAAUCGUUUACUUCCCUGGACCUCCUACAACAACAACAACAACAACAACCACUACUACAACCACCACUACCACUACAAGCACCACCACAACCGCCCCUACAACUCCGUCUACAACCAAUACGGCUAUGCCUUCCUCCGUGGGAGAUUAUGAAGAGGAAGAUGAUGAUGAUGAUGAUGAAGAAAUAAGUGAUCAUGAUAAUCACAACACGAACGGGCUGAAUAAGGAGGCCAAACCUCACGUAGCAGAGAGCGGUGUUCCUGCCAUUGAGUCUUCAGUGUCCGGGGCGAAGGGAGUCUUCGCUACAAGCCUCAGUCUAGUGUAUCUAUGUGUUUCUCUAGUCAUUCAUCGCUACUAUGUACACUGAAUCCGGUAGAUGUAUAUAUUCUGCCUGUACAGUUCCUGUCCCACAAACCCUUCCUCCACUCACCAGUCAAGAAUCAUCGCAGAGUAAGGAAAUGGGAAAGAAACCGGAAAGGAAGAAUUGCGGAAGAGAAAAUUUUGAAGUUACGAAACAAGGUGAAUAGUAGAUGGCAGAGAUAAAGAACCUGCAUUGAUAAGAAGCGAUGUAUCAUUACUGAGGGCCUUGUCGAAGAAGAGUUUCUACUUUCUCUCUCUCUCUCUCUCUCUCUCUCUCUCUCUCUCUCUCUCUCUCUCUCUCCAUAUCUUUACUUUCUCUGUGACAUCUUCAGCUUUGUAGUGUACAUAUAUUAUAUAAAUGAUAACAAAGAAAGUGCUUUAGGAGUUGACCAGAAGAAAGUGUUUCCAUGUUAGCGCGCGUGCUGCAGAUUUAUUGUAAUAUAUACGUAUAUAUAUUUUAUUAUUAAAGACAUGAGUGUCAUGAGCCAUGCUGAUGAAUAUAUAUAU